UGGUAGUCAUGGCCGGGAUGGAGGCCCCGGGCCUGGCGCUGAUCGCUCUGCUCUCCCUGGUGACCUGUGAGUGGGCGCUACCCCCCGGGUGUAAGCAGGACGGGAGGCCCCGGGGAACGGCGGGGAGGACGCCGGGUACCGGAGGGGAAGGAGCCAAGGUGGUGUGCAGCAGCCUGGACACCGGGAGGACCUUACCGCUGGGAGUGCUGCCUAACCGGACCUCCACCCUAAUCCUGAACAGCAAUAAGAUCACUGAACUGAAGAACGCUUCCUUCGAGGGGCUGAACUUCCUCGAGAGGCUAGAUCUUCGGAAUAACUUUAUCAGCACAUUAGAACCUGGUGCCUUUUGGGGACUUUCAUCUCUUAAGCGGCUAGAUCUAGCCAAUAAUAGGAUUGGAUGCCUUAAUGCAGAUAUAUUUAAGGGACUCCCCAACCUAGUUAGAUUGAAUCUCUCUGGGAAUUUGUUUUCUUCACUGCCACAAGGAACUUUUGCUAACCUGGUUGCCUUAAAGUCUCUUGAAUUUCAGACAGACUAUCUGCUUUGUGACUGUAAUCUUCUGUGGAUGUUGCGGUGGAUAAAAGCAAAGAACGUAACGGUUCGUGAGACUAAGUGUUCCUACCCCAAGUCUCUGCAAGGACAGUCCAUAACAGCGGUGAAGCCUGAACAGCUAACCUGUGAUUCACCUCUUGAGCUGCCUUCUUUUUACAUGACACCUUCUCAUCGCCAAGUGGUCUUUGAAGGGGAUAGCCUCCCUUUCCAGUGCAUGGCUUCCUACAUAGACCAGGACAUGCAGGUGUUAUGGUAUCAGGAUGGGAAGAUCGUGGAAACAGACGAGUCACAGGGCAUCAUCGUUCAGAAGAACAUGAUCCACAACUGUUCUCUGAUAGCCAGUGCACUGACAAUUUCCAAUAUACAAGCCGGAUCAACUGGGAACUGGGGCUGCCGUGUUCAGAGCCGGCGUGGAAAUAACACCAGGACCGUGGAUAUUGUGGUGUUGGAGAGCUCCGCACAGUACUGCCCUGUGGACAGGGUGAUAAAUAACAAAGGCGACUUCAGGUGGCCAAGAACCUUGGCAGGGAUCACUGCAUAUGUGCUGUGCACACGUUACUCCGCCGGGGGCGGCAUCUAUCCUGGCAAUCAGCAAGAUGACAUCAGAGCCUGGCGACGAUGUGACCGAGGAGGCUUCUGGGCAGAAGACGACUAUUCUCGAUGCCAGUAUGCCAAUGACGUUACACGAGUGCUGUACAUGUUCAAUCAGAUGCCUCUUAACGUCACAAACGCAGUUGCAACUGCAAAGCAACUUCUGGCCUACACCGUGGAAGCGGCAAACUUCUCAGACAAGAUGGAUGUUAUCUUUGUGGCCGAAAUGAUUGAAAAAUUUGGCCGUUUUGCCGAUAAAUACAAAGAGCUCGGUGAUGUGAUGGUUGAUAUAGCAAGUAACAUCAUGCUGGCUGAUGAACACGUCUUGUUGAUGGCACAAAAAGAUGCCAGGGCCUGCACACGUAUAGUGCAGUGUUUACAGCGGAUUGCUUCUUACCGGCUCGCCAAUGGAGCCCAAGUAUACUCUACAUAUUCCCCAAACAUUGCCCUGGAAGCCUAUGUCAUAAAACCCAACCAGUUCACUGGCAUGACCUGCACGGUGUUCCAGAAGCUGGCUGCCUCUGACCGCACCGUAAUAGCUGAUUUUGGAAGAAGAGACCCAGAUGGGAACCUGGAUAAACAGUUGAGCUUUAAAUGCAAUAUGUCCAGCACCUUUAGUGUGGUGGCACUGAAGAACACUGUUGUGGAGGCUUCGAUCCAGCUUCCGGCUGCACUGUUUGUACCUAAAGAGAAGCGUGAGAGGCGAGCGGUGGAUGAGUUUGUGUACAAGCUACAGCUGAUAGCAUUUAGGAAUGGAAAGCUUUUUCCAUCCACAGGAAACGCCACAAACCUCGCCGAUGAUGGCAAGAGACGCUCUGUGGUGACUCCUGUCAUCCUUGCCAAGCUAGAUGGUCCAAACAAGAACCCUCCCAGUGUGCCUAUUAACAUCACACUCCGCCGCAUUGCUCAUGGGAAAGACCCUGUGGCCGCCCAAUGGGAUUUUGACCUUCUUAACGGACAUGGUGGAUGGAAGUCAGAAGGCUGCAGUAUCAUAGCAUCCGAUGAGAAUAUCACUACAAUACAGUGUCAUACACUCAGCAACUAUGCUGUAUUAAUGGAUCUUACUGGAGCGGAGAUCUACACCCACCCUGUGACUCUGUUACAUCCUGUGGUAUAUGCAUCUGCAGUGGUGCUGCUUCUGUGCUUGCUGCUGAUGAUCAUCAGUUACUUGUAUUAUCACAGCGUGAUUCGUGUUAGCCUUAAGACCUGGCACAUGUUGGUUAACCUCAGUCUUCACAUCUUCCUGACCGGCGCAGUGUAUGUGGGAGGCAUAAACCAGACUAAAAAUGCCCGUGUUUGUCAGGCAAUCGGGAUUCUACUGCAUUACUGUACACUGGCCACUGUGCUGUGGGUGGGAGUCACAGCCCGCAACAUAUACAAGCAAGUUACCAAGAAAGCCAAGCGCUGUCAGGAUCCAGAUGAGCUCCCUCCCCCUCCCAGACCAAUGCUGAGGUUCUAUCUCAUUGGAGGUGGCAUUCCUGUUAUUGUAUGUGGAAUAACUGCAGCGGCAAACAUCAGAAACUACGGGAGCCAGCCGACUGCCCCUUAUUGCUGGAUGGCAUGGGAACCCAGCCUUGGCGCCUUCUAUGGUCCUGCCAGUUUCAUCGUAUUUAUAAACUGCAUGUACUUCCUCAGUAUAUUCAUCCAGCUGAAACGUCAUCCCGACAGAGUCUUUGAACUGAAGGAGCAAACUGAGGAACAGCAGCGAUUGGCCACCAGUGAAAGCGGGGAGGGAAACCAGCAAGAUUCACUUUCAGUGUCCUUGGUCUCUACAUCCGCAUUGGAGAAUGAGCAGACAUUCCAAGCCCAGCUUCUUGGCGCUAGCCUUACUUUGUUCUUAUAUGUUUUCCUUUGGAUAUGUGGUGCUUUAUCCGUUUCCUUGUAUUAUCCAAUGGACCUGGUAUUUAGUUGCUUUUUCGGAGUGACUUGUUUAAGCCUCGGUGCCUUUUUAGUCGUACACCAUUGUAUGAACAGGGAAGACGUGAGGCGGGCAUUAAUCAAUACUUUCUGCCCUGGUAGGAGCACAUAUUCGGUGCAAGUUAAUGUCCCACCUUCCAACUCUUCUGGUGCCAACGGUGAUGCCCCAAAGUGUACGAACAGCAGCGCUGAGUCUUCAUGUACGAAUAAAAGCGCAUCCAGUGUCAAAAACUCCUCACAGGGCUGCAAGUUGACUAAUUUACAAGCAGCCGCAGCGCAAUGUAACACAAACCCUUUACCGGUCAACACGCCACCCCAGCUUGACAAUAGCUUGACUGAACAUUCCUUAGAUAAUGAUAUAAAGAUGCACGUUGCACCAGUCGAGGUGCAGUAUCGUCCCAAUGGUCACCCGUCCAGGCAUCACAAAAACAGAAGUAAACACCGAUCUAGUAGGCUCACCGUUCUUAGGGAAUAUGCAUAUGACGUUCCCACCAGCGUUGAUGGAAGUGUACAAAAUGCUGUACCAAAAAGCCGUCAGAGCUACUUAGAAGGACACUCUCGAAGUCGAAGGGCUUAUUUGGCCUACAGGGAGCGCCAUUUUAACCAAGUACAUCAAGACAGUAGUGACGCUGGAAGUACUCUUCCUAGGUAUAGCAGAAAUAUGGAAAAGCCUCCGUCCGCAAACCACAAAAAAGACAUUUUGAGGGAACCCAUUGCUGUGGAACUUGAAAGUCAGCAGAAGUCAUAUGGUCUAAAUUUGGCUGUCCAGAGUGAACCCGCUAAAAAUGAAGUGACUGAGGAGCCACCUAUAAACACAGACAGCAAUGGAAAUGUUAGGACUGGUCUAUGGAAACAUGAAACUACUGUGUAGUAUCUCCAUGCCGGUUUACCCUUUGAAGUUGACAUGAAAGGGACAAUUCCAUUGCUUCAAAGACUUUUCUAAUGUGAUUGUUUACAGACACUUUUUUUAACCUAUACAUUAUGGGAGAGUACUAACUAUGAAGGAAGAGAUCUGUUCUCACUUCCAGGAACUUUGUAUUUCAAAAAGAGACUUUUUUUUUUGUCCACGCGUGAUUUUUAAUAUUUUUAAAUAUUUUUUU
Messenger RNA from Hyla sarda, 4158 nucleotides. RefSeq names its product adhesion G protein-coupled receptor A3 (gene ADGRA3). Lineage: Eukaryota; Metazoa; Chordata; Amphibia; Anura; Hylidae. Gene Ontology annotation, cellular component: plasma membrane; external side of plasma membrane. Gene Ontology annotation, molecular function: protein binding; G protein-coupled receptor activity. The coding region runs from base 9 to 3929 and encodes 1306 amino acids. Gene Ontology annotation, biological process: G protein-coupled receptor signaling pathway; cell surface receptor signaling pathway. The record is from RefSeq and is a predicted model, not a curated record. The transcript has 19 exons.